Messenger RNA from Linum tenue, 690 nucleotides. NCBI's taxonomy places the organism in Eukaryota, Viridiplantae, Streptophyta, Magnoliopsida, Malpighiales, Linaceae. The record is from the annotation of a GenBank genome assembly.
AUGGAGAAACGCCGGUCUGAAUUGACUCCAGAGACGCGAGCGGUUCUCGUGGACUCGUUGGUGAAGCUAGCGGAAAAGAAACAGCUUCGCCCCGAAACUCUGUUUCGCGCCGUCGCCUACAUAGACAGAUACCUGUCUCUGGAUCAUCGGAUUCGUACCACCACACGACGCCGUCUUCGUCUACUCGCUGCUUCUUCAAUGCUCAUUGCCUCCAAGUACGAAGAAGUUGACCAACUUGAUGUGGCGGAUCUUGCCGACAUCGCGGGUACUAAAUCCAGACAGGAGUUGCUCAAUAUGGAAGUGGAGAUACUGAAGAAGUUGAAAUUCGAAAUGGGUGCUCCCACGACACACACGUUCCUCAGUGAGCUUUGUGAAGUUGUUGCUCAAGAGGAACCCGUGAAAUCGCAGCUCCACUUCAUGGCUUCCUACGUGGCUGAGCUGAGUUUGUGGGAUUGUCGUCUCGGCUCCGAGUUCUCUCCGUCUCUAGUUGCUGCGUCGGUGAUGUUUCUCUCCAGAUUCAUAAUCAAGCCGGAUGCUCACCCUUGGAAUGAUAGCUUACAAAGCCACUCUGGAUACAAGCCACCGCAGCUAAAAGAAUGUGUACUUAUCAUGCGCGAUGAUCUGCAUUCAGGCCGAAAAAGAAAACGCGACGACGACUCGGACUAUGUGCGUAGCAAUUCAAAUGUGUAG